GCGGGGGAAGCGCGGCGCCGCCAUAUUGUUGGGAGUCGGAGCGUUUCCAGCGCCGAGUCCGGCGGCUCGGACUUAAAGGGAAGAGAGAAGGUUCACACACACACACAUAUACAUAUCCAAAACCAAAAAAAAACAAAACAAAAAGAGAGAGAGAGAGAGAGGAGAAGGAAGGAAACAAACAAACCAACAAGAGAGGAAAAAAAAUUAAUUUACAAAAAAAAAAGCCCCACACACACACACACACACACACAGACACAGACACACACCCCCGAAAGCAAACAAUUCCUCCCAGAGAGAGAAAAAACAAGUCCCCGCUGCCAGGAUUCAGGCCAGACCAGUGGCCUCUAUCAGCUAUCAGUCUUGCAGCGUAAAAGGAUACUCUAGGGGUACGAUUCUACAGACAGCAUUAUUUCUGAGAAUUUGUUUGAAAAAUAUAUCCAUGUUAGACAUUGAAAUUUGACUUGUCAUCCAGUUUCAGCUUUCGACAUCACAGCCAUCAGUGACCAGGCUUUGGGGCUUAGUGAGAACAUUUUUCAUUGGCUUUGGAAAUGGAGCGAAGGUGGCAACUCUGAUUUGAAAGUCCAGCCACAACGUAAUACUUUUUUUUUUAAUGACUCACAAGCGUACUCCAUUUUUGGACGAAUUCUUGAGGAGUGAAUUAAAAGAGAGACCCUUCCCGCUCCGCUGAUUGUCAGAACCGAAGAUAAUUACCUGCCCCUAGCUGCUGAACCACUUAACAUCUGCUUCUGAGCUCACCUCUGGCCUCCUAUUAGACAUGGCAGGACCUGUGCCAAGCAGGGCCAGAGUUUACACUGAUGUAAACACACACAAACCAAGGGAAUACUGGGAUUACGAAUCUCAUGUGGUGGAAUGGGGAAAUCAGGAUGACUACCAAUUAGUACGUAAAUUAGGUCGAGGGAAAUACAGUGAAGUGUUUGAAGCCAUUAACAUCACAAACAAUGAAAAAGUAGUUGUUAAAAUACUUAAGCCCGUAAAGAAGAAGAAAAUAAAACGUGAAAUUAAAAUAUUGGAGAAUCUGCGUGGUGGUCCAAAUAUUAUCACACUCAUAGAUAUUGUCAAAGAUCCUGUGUCACGGACACCUGCCUUGGUUUUUGAACAUGUAAACAACACAGAUUUCAAGCAGCUGUACCAGACCUUAACAGAUUACGAUAUACGAUUCUACAUGUAUGAGAUUUUGAAGGCUCUGGAUUAUUGCCAUAGUAUGGGAAUCAUGCACAGAGAUGUGAAACCGCACAACGUUAUGAUUGACCAUGAGCACAGAAAGUUGCGGCUGAUAGAUUGGGGCCUGGCAGAGUUCUACCAUCCUGGGCAGGAAUAUAAUGUCCGAGUGGCUUCCAGGUACUUCAAGGGACCCGAACUACUUGUAGAUUAUCAGAUGUACGAUUAUAGUCUAGACAUGUGGAGUUUAGGAUGCAUGCUGGCCAGCAUGAUCUUCAGAAAAGAACCUUUCUUCCAUGGUCAUGACAAUUAUGACCAGCUGGUCCGAAUAGCCAAAGUGCUAGGCACAGAAGAUUUGUACGACUACAUUGACAAGUACAACAUUGAGCUGGACCCUCGGUUUAAUGACAUCCUGGGCAGACAUUCCCGUAAAAGAUGGGAACGCUUUGUCCACAGCGAGAAUCAGCACCUGGUUAGUUCAGAAGCACUGGAUUUCUUGGAUAAGCUUCUACGAUAUGAUCAUCAAACACGUCUAACAGCACGAGAAGCUAUGGAGCAUCCUUAUUUUUACCCAAUUGUGAAAGACCAGUCCCGAAUGGGCUCUUGUGCUAACAUGCCAACUGGUAGCACUCCAAUCAGCUCGGCCAGUAUGAUGUCAGGGAUAUCUGCAAUGCCAACCUCAUCACCACUGGGACCCCUUGCUGGCUCACCAGUCAUCUCUGCUACCAACACUCUUGGGACGCCGGUUCCAGCCACUGCCGGGGCCCAGCCUUGACAUCGCCCUCCUGACCACUUGUAACCCUGGCAACAGCCUGGUCAACCCCUCCUCCCCUCCACCUCACUCCUCCUUGGAAGCACGGGGAACCAGCUGGGCAUGUCAUGUCUGAGCAGUUGCUUAUGGAUUCUCUUCAGUUCAAUCAUUCUGAAAAGGAUAAAAAGGCUGAUUUUUACUUGAGAUUUUUUUUUUUUUUGUGUUUUGUAUGUCACCAGACUUAGAGACAGUAUACCUCUCUUAGUCCUAACUAGGCCAUAUGUAAUGCCUCUCUGUCAGAAAUUGUUGCCUACACACUGUUCUCAUGCACUUGUUCAGUGUUACCACAUUUUUCCCCUGGGUUUUGAGUGGAGUUUGAGCAGAUGAUGUCAAUAUUGCAAGAAUUGUCUGCUGUAAUAAUUUAGUGGUUCGGAAAUAAUUUACUUUGGAACCUUCAAAUGAUUUUUUUUCAUUAAAGUCUUAUUCCCAUACAAUUAGAGGAAAGGGAGUAAGUGUGAGUUGCAUUUUUAUUAUCCAAAAACCAAAUAGCCUGUGGGCUUGUGCUAAAAGGGAUACUGUCUCUGACAUGAAACCUGUUAGGAAUAUGAAAUACUGGAAGCACGGCAUUAAAUUUGUAUUGUGCUUUUUAAAGUACUCUGUUAAAACUGUUGUUAAUUAAGAGUAUGUUUAAAAGCUAAUCUGUUCCUCUGACCUUAAAAAAAAAUUAUUUACUUGGAAAAUCCAAGCAAGUCAUGACAUUUUUUCUCCUCCUGUUUUUGGCCUGAGCACACCACACCAUAUCAUGCAACUGUUAUCGGAGUUCGAACUAUGGUGGAUUUAUUUUCAAACUCUUGGACUGAAGGUUUUUAAUCGUUUUGAGAAAGUUGGAACGAGAAAAAGCAGCACUGUUACCAUUAGCGCCAUGUAGUUUAUAUGCUCAUUUCUCGGUGUCUACUGUAUCUUUCAGUUGCCUUUUAUUUAAAGCAGUUAAGCAGGGCUUGGGUUGGGGCGGGGGGGGGGGGAUGAGUUAGGAAAUGGGGCUGUUUUUCAUGGAGUGUGGGAAGGGAAUUUAUUUUUGUUUUAAAGAAAAACAUUUGGAAACAAAACUGCUGUUUAGUGAGAAGGCAGUUGAGUUAAUACUGUGUUGGACUACAUUUUAUUAAACAGCCCCUGGUUAUA
This is a messenger RNA of Carcharodon carcharias (great white shark), 3109 nucleotides long. RefSeq names its product casein kinase II subunit alpha. The coding region runs from base 776 to 1954 and encodes 392 amino acids. Lineage: Eukaryota; Metazoa; Chordata; Chondrichthyes; Lamniformes; Lamnidae. Gene Ontology annotation, cellular component: protein kinase CK2 complex; cytosol; nucleus. Gene Ontology annotation, molecular function: protein serine/threonine kinase activity; ATP binding. The transcript has 15 exons. Gene Ontology annotation, biological process: protein phosphorylation. The record is from RefSeq and is a predicted model, not a curated record.